ACCGUUGCUAACGGUCAUUUGUCUCAUUCGUGUUCGAGAAUUCUUGGUCUCAAGUUCUGUCGUUCUGCUGUGUAAAAGGAUUUUUAAACCAUCAUCAUGCGUGAGAUUGUACACCUUCAAGCUGGCCAGUGUGGAAACCAAAUUGGUGCAAAGUUCUGGGAGGUGAUCUCCGAUGAGCACGGAGUCGACCCUACCGGUACCUACCAUGGCGACUCUGAUCUCCAACUCGAGCGCAUCAACGUCUACUACAAUGAGGCUACCGGCGGAAAGUACGUUCCCCGAGCCGUGCUCGUCGAUCUCGAGCCAGGCACCAUGGACUCAGUCCGAUCAGGUCCGUUUGGACAGAUCUUCAGACCAGAUAACUUCGUCUUUGGACAGAGUGGAGCAGGGAACAACUGGGCGAAGGGUCACUACACAGAGGGCGCUGAACUGGUUGACUCAGUCUUGGACGUCGCGAGGAAAGAAGCUGAAAGCUGUGACUGUCUUCAGGGUUUCCAACUUACCCAUUCUCUAGGAGGGGGUACAGGUUCGGGAAUGGGAACACUCCUAAUCAGCAAGAUCCGGGAAGAAUACCCAGAUCGCAUCAUGAACACAUUCAGCGUGGUGCCAUCUCCUAAGGUAUCUGACACAGUUGUUGAACCAUACAAUGCCACGCUAUCGGUACAUCAACUGGUAGAAAACACAGAUCAAACCUUCUGCAUCGAUAAUGAGGCUCUGUACGAUAUCUGCUUCCGUACCCUGAAGCUCACCACACCCACCUAUGGUGACCUGAACCAUCUUGUCUCUGCAACCAUGAGUGGUGUCACCACCUGCCUCAGGUUCCCUGGACAGUUGAACGCAGACUUGAGAAAACUGUCGGUCAAUAUGGUUCCUUUCCCUCGUCUUCAUUUCUUCAUGCCUGGUUUUGCUCCUUUAACAAGCCGUGGUAGUCAGCAGUAUCGCGCCCUCACAGUUCCGGAGCUGACUGCGCAGAUGUUCGAUGCCAAGAACAUGAUGGCCGCCUGUGAUCCUCGUCACGGCCGCUACCUGACUGUUGCUGCCAUGUUCCGUGGUCGUAUGUCCAUGAAGGAGGUUGACGAACAGAUGCUCAAUGUCCAGAACAAGAAUAGCAGUUACUUCGUAGAAUGGAUUCCUAACAACGUCAAGACCGCUGUCUGUGACAUCCCUCCCCGUGGUCUUAAGAUGUCCGCCACUUUCAUCGGCAACAGCACCGCCAUCCAAGAACUUUUCAAGCGCAUCUCUGAGCAAUUCACAUCUAUGUUCAGACGAAAGGCCUUCCUUCAUUGGUAUACUGGUGAGGGUAUGGACGAGAUGGAGUUCACUGAAGCUGAGAGCAACAUGAAUGACUUGGUGUCUGAGUAUCAGCAGUACCAAGACGCCACCGCGGAAGAAGAGGGCGAGUUUGAAGAAGAAGAAGAGGAAGAGGAAGAACCAUAAAUUUAUUAGAUGUCCUUAUCAUUUUUAUAAUUUACCAAUAUCACCCCAUCUUUGCACAUCUCAUAUUUUAUGUCCAUAUUACCUAAUACAUAUUUCACAAUAGAUUUUAAUUGAAUGUUGUACACCUCAUGUUCACAG
Messenger RNA from Lytechinus variegatus (green sea urchin), 1575 nucleotides. RefSeq names its product tubulin beta-4B chain-like. NCBI's taxonomy places the organism in Eukaryota, Metazoa, Echinodermata, Echinoidea, Temnopleuroida, Toxopneustidae. Bases 97 to 1437 code for a protein of 446 amino acids. Gene Ontology annotation, cellular component: microtubule; cytoplasm. Gene Ontology annotation, biological process: mitotic cell cycle; microtubule cytoskeleton organization. Gene Ontology annotation, molecular function: GTPase activity; structural constituent of cytoskeleton; GTP binding. The record is from RefSeq and is a predicted model, not a curated record. The transcript is spliced from 3 exons.